Messenger RNA from Cyprinus carpio (common carp), 1910 nucleotides. RefSeq lists its product as uncharacterized. Gene Ontology annotation, biological process: adaptive immune response. Gene Ontology annotation, molecular function: signaling receptor activity. Gene Ontology annotation, cellular component: membrane. The record is from RefSeq and is a predicted model, not a curated record. NCBI's taxonomy places the organism in Eukaryota, Metazoa, Chordata, Actinopteri, Cypriniformes, Cyprinidae.
UUAUCAUUAACUGUUAACUGUUUUGUCAUUUGAGAAUUUUAUAUAUUAUAUAUCUAUAUUAUAAGCUCAAGCUAACAUGCAAUUACAAUGCAAAACCCCUGAGUUCUCAACUUCCUUGAAAAAAAAAAGUGUCUGAAAAGCGAUGCAUCAACCACCACUUCCACAAGCAAAUGAACAGAAACUAGUCAUAGUCACACAGAGCUAUGAAGAUGGCAAGUGUUGUGAGAUACAGUUUUCUAUUGAUCAGUAUCUGCUUAAGAAGCACUUCGUGGGCAGACUCAAUGCUGCAAGUUACAUCUUUAAUUGGAGCUGUUGGGAAUAAUAUCAUCAUCCAGUGUGCUGCUGAUAAAACCCCUCAAGAUGGGGUAUACCUGUACAAACAAGCAGGAGCAAGUAAAAAUAAGCAGGAAGUCUUCUACUAUUACACAGAUGGGACUUUUAGCCCUAAAUCAAAAUGGUGUAGAGACAAAGUCAUAGUAAAUGGAACAUUUCCCAACUUUAAUGUCAUCGUCUUGAAUGUAAAAGCCACAGACAUUGGGUUGUACUGGUGUGAAUUUAAUUUGCAAGACAAAAAGUCAGUUGGCACAGUCACAUGGUUAUGGAUAGAAGAAUCAGUAGAGAAAGUGUGCUCAGGAGAUAUUCAUCAUCAUGUGAAGAUCUUUCUCAUUGUGUGUGCUGUCAUGCUGCUGCUGCUGUGUAUCACUGGUUUCAUCUUUGUAAUUCUGAAGGUGAAGGGGUGUUGGAGGAUCAAGAAAUGCAGACCAUCAAAUCCACCCUCAGACUCAGUUUAUGAAGAGAUGAAACGGAUUAAUUUAGACGGCCAGCCCAGUGUACGGACGCUCAUCAACCCUGACUAUCAAUCCAUUAUGUUACUCUACUAAAUAUCUGUGAUAUAAAGUUUAAAUUUAUCUCUCUAUUUGGAUUUGCAAAGCUUUCAAAUGAUUUAUUGCUUCAUAUUUGAGUUUCUCAUUUUCAUAUUUUUCUUAUCCUUCUUUCAGUUCAGAGAGAGAGAAACAUAAGCUACCUGAUCUAAUGAUGAAAACAUAACUGUGGGAACUUUUUCAAAAGACAUAAAAUACGUACCAAUAAGUACAUAUCAGUGCAGUUUCUAACAGAAAUGAACACUAGAGGCAGUAACACAGCGAGCACUUGUAAUCAUCUUCAUACACAGUUACGAUUACAGCUCCACAUUUUUCACUAUGGUUAUAUUUAAGAUGCUGUAGAUCAGGACCAACUUAAUAGUUUCAGUGUAAAGAAUAAAAAAAAGAUGCAGCAGUUUAAGAGAUAUUGUCAGCUGAUGGACAACAGAAAUGUCAAAGAGCUCAUUUGUGGUCUGGUGUGCACAUGCCUGCGAGCUACUUUCAGUCUGACAAAUAGUCCAACCGUGAACUGACUGAUAGAAUUAAAGUACAGAAUCAUAUUUCACGCCUCUGUUAAUAAUAAAGGCAAUCAAAGCUAUUUUGUCUCAUUGCAAAUUUUAAACUAAACACUGCAAUAAUAGUAGGCUACUUGUUUACACAGUUUGUAUUUGACUCUCUGAUGUUCAUUUCUAAACUUGGUCACCACUCUUAACCAAACAUCUUCCUUUGCAGUUGUGGUCAUGUCUUCCUUUCUAUAACCUUAGAAUGCAUUAAAACAAGCCACACUGACAUGUUUCUGAGCGCUGACUAACUAUGAUGAAGUUUAAAAAGUAUUCUGUGUGUGCAGAUGAGGCUUUUAUUAAAAGAGCAUAUAUUACAUAACAUGCAUUACUUAUCAUCCAGCUUGGUUGCAUUUUUAAUGUAUUUUAUUGUUUUUAAUGUAAUGUUUAUAUGUAUUUGAUUUAGUAUAUUUUGCCUCUGACAAGAGUGUCUCUUGUCUUUGUGUUGUGCAAAAUAACAUUGAAAAAUAAAAAGUGACAAAACAUUUAA